Molecule: messenger RNA, 1137 nt
Organism: Mitosporidium daphniae
Lineage: Eukaryota; Fungi; Microsporidia
Exons: 1
Coding region: 1-1137 (378 amino acids)
Source: RefSeq, a predicted model, not a curated record
AUGGAAGUCGUAAUACGGUGCUCCCCUGCGUCUUCCUUGUCCUCAUGCAAGCCUACCAAUCGAGUUGGAAAGGGCAGAGUAAAAUCAGAUGAAGAGGACGAGGACGAGGAUGAUUCGGAACUUUUAAUUGAACCAGAAUAUUCUCACCUUCAGAGGAUUCAUGCUGGGUCAAUAUCCAAAAGAUCCAUACCAAUUAGGAAAUGCAUCAAAUUUGACAGUCUUAUAAAGCAAAAGACUGCCAAUAGUAUUUUGAUAGAAAAUCUUAGCCAAAUCGAGAAGAAAGAAGAGGAAAUUACCAUGUCAAUAUUGGAAAUUUCUCAACACAGCGAGCUAUUAUCAAAUUCUAAUAUUGUUAAAACGGAAUUGCAAAAGGAGCUUCAAUCGGAGGAUUCCAUUUAUACCGCCAUCUUACGAAAGUAUGAUGCUGAAUAUGAUUUCUCCAAAGAAAUCCCCGCCGAGGCCUCUUCUUUUAGGUCUCUUUCGCUCCUAAGCUCCCAAUCUGAUUGGGGAAGUGUCAAAACAAAGUUUCUGUUAAGCUCAUCUUCUCAAUGCAUCCCAAAGAAUAUAUUAUCCGGUAUGGAUUUCUAUACCUGGCUAAGCAAUAACAUCUCUAUUUAUUUUGAAACUCCGAACUUCGUUCUUAAACUUGCCAUUUCGGGCUCUAUCUUAAAGCUGCCUUUUCUGGAAAAAAGUCUGCUGCUCAAUCUCCAACGGUCCCUUAUUCAUCCUUUCUUAUUGUCUUUUUUUAAAAAGGAUGUUUAUUCAAAAUCUUUGGACCUGAGUGACGAUUCUUUUUUAUUGGAGUUUUAUACCCCAAUUGCCAUAUUUAAGACAGCAGAUAGCACACAUACGCAUUCAUUUUAUCUUGUUAGCAAUCCGGAAUUCCUUGCUAAUUUUACUGUAUAUUUACAAUCACACAUUCAUAUCGUUCAUUAUAUAUUAGAACAUAACUACAUCUCCAAAACUAGUGGGGACAAAUUCAUGGCUUUUGUUACAGAUAAACCCCGAAGCUCGCUGGAUAUAGCAAAAAAUGAGCUUGCUUGCUUCUUAAAGGCUCUUGCUUGCAGGUUGAAGCCCGGUUCAUUUAUUCCCCUGCAAGAGGUGAUUUUAAAUUAUGAAUCUUUGCUAUUAAAAUGA